CUCCCCCGGCCAUGGCGGCGGCGCGGCGCUGAAGGAGGCGGGAAUGGCGGGCGGCGGCGCGGCCCCUCCGCGCCUGGCUUUGGCCCUGGCCGCUCUAGCAGCGCUGGUUGCCGUGAAGUACUACCGGGACGCCGAAGUAGGCCGUCAGCAGGAGCUGGCACUGAAGUCUUUGGGAAGCGAGGGGCUGUUUCUCUUUUCUUCUCUGGACACAAACAAGGAUCUGUACCUCAGUCCAGAAGAGUUCAAGCCAAUAGCUGAGAAGCUGACAGGAGUUGCUCCCAUCUCAGAAUUUGAAGAGGAGGACACACUCGAUCCAAGUGGGGAGACACUGUCCCUUGUGGCUAAAUUCCAGCCUUUGGUCAUGGAAACGAUGACGAAGAGCAAAGACGGUUUCUUGGGAAUUUCUCACGUUGCUCUGUCUGGGCUGAGGAAUUGGACUGCCCCAGCAGCCCCUGUGAGUGUGUUGCUUGCCAGACAGUUUAAAGCCUUUCUUCCUCCAAAGAAUAAAGUGGAUCUUGGAGAUCCAUGGUGGAUAAUUCCUAGUGAAUUGAACAUCUUCACUGGGUAUCUUUCCAACAACAGAUUUUACCCUCCGCCUCCCAAGGGCAAAGAGAUCAUAAUCCACAGGCUUUUGAGCAUGUUCCACCCACGCCCCUUUGUCAAGACCCGCUUUGCUCCCCAAGGAGCUGUAGCCUGCAUCCAAGCCAUUAGCACCUUCUACUACACCGUAGCCUUCAGAAUCCACGCUGAGUUCCAGCUGAACGAACCACCAGACUUCCCCUUCUGGUUUUCCCCAGGCCAGUUCACAGGUCACAUCAUCCUCUCCAAGGAUUCUUCCCAUGUCCGAGAGUUUAAGCUCUUUGUCCCUAACAAGAGGUCUCUGAACGUUGAUAUGGAGUGGCUGUAUGGGGCGAGUGAAAGCAGCAACAUGGAAGUGGACAUCGGUUACCUGCCACAGAUGGAGCUGGAAUCAACAGGGCCUUCAGUCCCCUCUGUGAUCCAUGAUGAGAAUGGAAAUGUGAUUGACAGCAGGGAUCCCUCAGGGGAGCCCAUUCAGUUUGUGUUUGAAGAGAUAACCUGGCAGCGGGAAAUCCCCUGGGAAGAGGCUGCCCAGAAGCUGGAAGUGGCCAUGUAUCCAUUUAAGAAGGUCUCCUAUCUUCCCUUCACAGAAGCUUUUGAGAGAGCAAAAGCAGAAAAGAAGCUUGUGCACUCAAUCCUGUUGUGGGGUGCCCUGGAUGACCAGUCUUGCUGAGGUUCAGGGCGAACUCUCCGGGAGACCGUCCUGGAAAGUUCGCCCAUCCUUGCGCUGCUGAACGAGAGCUUCGUUAGCAGCUGGUCUCUAGUGAAGGAGCUGGAGGAGCUGCAGACCAACAGAGAGAAUGAGUUCUACAGCAAGCUGGCUGACCUGCACCUGGAGAAAUACAACUUCCCCGUGGAGAUGAUCAUCUGCCUCCCCAAUGGCACGGUGAUUCACCAUAUCAAUGCCAACUACUUCCUGGACAUUACUUCUAUGAAGCCUGAAGAUGUUGAAAGUAGCAUCUUUAGUUUCUCAACUAAUUUUGAAGACCCUUCAACUGCAACUUACCUCCAGUUCCUGAAGGAAGGACUGCAAAGAGCAAAACCAUUCCUGCAGACCUAAAAAAACAAAGGCACUUGAAUGCCCCACAGAGAUGGCCAAAGACUUCAGAAAUCUAUUUUGAUUACAGCAAUUCUUCCUUACCUUCAUGCUAGACGUUGAUGCAGCCAGUCCCAGACUGGGGUUUGAGGCUAAGUUUAAAGUGAUACCAGUUUAUAUAACCUGCCCUUUGAGUUCAGGCAGUUUUUUACAGGAGUGAAAAUACUUGAAUCCAUGAACAUUCUUGGUGCAUACACCCUCAUGUUUUUCCAGCUCCUCUUCAGACAGUGGUGAAACUCAUGUCACAGCUCUACCAGGCAUCACCCAGAAACCCCUGAUCUCACGGACUGGACUGUGUCGAACCAUGGAGAACAGCUGCUUUGUUACGACUGAACACUUGGUGAGCGCCUGGGCCCUGGGGGCAAAGGUGCACAGUCCAGGGCAGGUGGGAAGCUCCCUCCUGGUAGCCAGUGUCCAACUCUGCUCAUCACCAGCAGCAGCUCUGAGCUCUCAGCUGCCCUGUGGAUGGCAUUUAUUGACAGCAGUGGCCUAACGGGACUGUAGCUGCUCAGGGGUAGACAUGGACGUAGGAGGUUCACCCUGAGCCGAGUGGCCUCUUCCCAGCACCCUGUGUGAUGUGGUGGGAGAGAUGUCUCAUGCAGGUUCUUUGCAUCUGAAAUCAAGAACAGAGACCAGGGCAUUAGAGGUCUGGUGCAGCUCAGAGAUGUCAGGUGAGGCUUUACUCGGGGGAAUUAGGGUCUGGAGCCCCUGUUAGCUCCAGCAGUGCAGUACAUGCAUGGGACACAGGAUACAGGACAUGGUAGUGGGCAAUGCUCCUACCCCAUCCAGCCCAGGGCCACUUCCAGCCUCGGGCUCUGAGAGUUUUAUUAUCCCAGAGUCUCCCUUUUUGCCUACAAGUCAAACUGAACGUUGAACCGUGAUGAAGAUCACAGGAGGUUCAGUGUUGCCCUGAGAUCACUGGUUGAGAACUGAGCAGUUCUAAAAGCCAGCAGUAGUAAAGAAAUUUUCAGGACACUUUUCCAAAGAAAUGGACGGGAUUCAGCUGUGCCUCCCCAAUAACCUGCUUGGACAGAACACCCUUGUCCUUUACGUGUAACUGCCCUGAGCAGUCACUCCUGCUGUGUGAGUGUAAAUUGGAGAAGGAAAGGUUAAGUGAAACAGGUUUUAAAGCAUAUUCUUGUAGAAGGGUGAGGAGGCAAAGCAUCUUCAGUAGAUGGCUGCAAGCAGCCCAGGCUGUUGAUGUUUUUUCUGCUGUCUGAAGCACAAAUUUUUUGGACCAAAUCAGAUGGGGUGAAAAGCCUUAUUUUGGGUUUGUUUGGGUUGUUUGGUUUGGGUUUUUUUUGAAGGGUUGUUGUCAUGCCUGGACUCCAGGGUGUGGGAGGAGCCCUGAAGGUGGUGAUUACCCUGUUCCCACACUGCCCUGGCUCUCCUGUCUGUAUGUGUGGCUUAGACGGACCUCUGGUCUGAUCCACUUCACUAAUUGCUCUAGUGAGGUUACCCCAGGAUGUUUCUCAGUAUUGGCUUUCUAACUAUGCAUUAGCUUUGCACUUUUCUCACACUCCAAGGGGCCUGCAGUAACACAGGUGUGGAUUUGGCAGCAGUUCCAGCUGCAAAAAAGUGCCAAAGCCUCCAGGCAGCGUUCGAGACCAAGCUCCUGUCGCAGCAGUGGUCUCAGGUCUCAUUCCUUCGGGGGACUUAGGCCUCAGACAAGAGCGGCAGAGGAGACCGAGUCCCUCCUUUCCCCCAGCUCCUUGGGAGCACAGCUGUAGUGUAGAUUUGCCCUUCUGGGUUUCAUGUGAGGUAUUUUUGCUGCACUUUUCCUGAGCCGCUCAGCCAGGGGCCUCAGACUCUGAAGCCAUGUCUGUCAGCUGUGUUUAGGUGGAGAGCCCAUUCCGUAUGCUUCCCUUCCCACCAGUUUCGCAGCAGAAGGGGACAGAGAAGGCAGUGGCUAAGCAGGCAGGAAGCGCUUUUGGCCCUGCUGAGGUGGGGAGUUGCAAGGGACAACAUCAGUUGUUUGAUCCUGCAAUAGUACCGGGAUUGUUUGCUGUCUCUUGCAGGCCUGCCCAGAGCCACGCGUGAGCACACUUGGGGUGAAGGGGGUCAGUGAUGGGUGGCAGGAGGAGCACAAACAGCUGCCUCCAGGCUGGAGCAGUCAGGGGGAUCUGGAGGGGAUGGGGGGCAUUCAACUGUGCCUCCCUGAUAACCUGUUAACUGCAAAGCUGCCCAACUGAUGUGUCACUGACAGCCUGGCUGCUGCAGUGGGUGUCUGUGGACAGCAGAUGUUGCCUGUGGCUUUUAUUAAUACGUGCCAAGCUUUUUGUCUCCUCUUUGUAAACUUGCUAAGGGGUUUGGGGGAUUUUUGUAUAGGUUUAGGAUACUUCGGGGGGGAGGAGGUGCUGUUUUUUCCCCCUCUCCUGUGCUUUGUGACGCGCUGGUCUAAAACUCGCAGCGGGCCAGAGCCGAUGUUUGUCAGGAGGGGGCCGGGGAGAAGCAGCCCCGCGCGAUUCGGUGCCGGUUGACGUGACGGGCCCCAGGGCCUCGGCUGUAGCUGCACUUGUUAAAGCCAUCCCACCACC
This is a messenger RNA of Colius striatus (speckled mousebird), 4212 nucleotides long. RefSeq names its product selenoprotein N (gene SELENON). Gene Ontology annotation, biological process: skeletal muscle fiber development; calcium ion homeostasis. The record is from RefSeq and is a predicted model, not a curated record. Gene Ontology annotation, cellular component: endoplasmic reticulum membrane. Lineage: Eukaryota; Metazoa; Chordata; Aves; Coliiformes; Coliidae. The transcript has 12 exons.